Molecule: messenger RNA, 1526 nt
Organism: Raphanus sativus (radish)
Lineage: Eukaryota; Viridiplantae; Streptophyta; Magnoliopsida; Brassicales; Brassicaceae
Product: polyubiquitin 4
Exons: 2
Coding region: 150-1298 (382 amino acids)
Biological process (GO): modification-dependent protein catabolic process; protein ubiquitination
Cellular component (GO): nucleus; cytoplasm
Molecular function (GO): ubiquitin protein ligase binding; protein tag activity
Source: RefSeq, a predicted model, not a curated record
AAAUCUUCUCGCGACGAAAUCUAAAUCAUACCUUCUUCUUUCUCUGAUUCAACAUCAAAUCUCUCUCGCAAAAACUCUAAAGUCUCUCUUUCGAUUCUCUCUCUUUCGAUUCUCUCUUUCGAUUCUCUCUUUCGAUUCUCUCGUUCAAGAUGCAAAUUUUCGUGAAAACUCUCACCGGCAAGACCAUCACUCUCGAAGUCGAGAGCUCCGACACCAUCGAUAACGUCAAGGCUAAGAUCCAGGACAAGGAAGGUAUUCCUCCGGACCAGCAGAGGCUCAUCUUCGCCGGUAAACAGCUCGAGGAUGGACGUACCUUGGCCGACUACAACAUCCAGAAGGAGUCGACUCUCCAUCUCGUUCUCAGGUUGAGAGGUGGCAUGCAGAUCUUCGUCAAGACUUUGACGGGAAAGACCAUCACUCUCGAGGUUGAGAGCUCCGACACUAUUGACAAUGUCAAGGCGAAGAUACAGGACAAGGAAGGCAUCCCUCCGGAUCAGCAGAGGCUUAUUUUUGCUGGUAAGCAGCUGGAGGAUGGUCGCACGCUCGCUGACUACAACAUCCAGAAGGAGUCGACGCUUCACCUUGUCUUGCGUCUUCGUGGUGGUAUGCAAAUCUUUGUCAAGACCCUCACCGGUAAAACCAUUACUUUGGAGGUUGAGAGCUCAGACACCAUUGAUAACGUCAAGGCUAAGAUCCAGGAUAAAGAGGGUAUCCCACCGGACCAGCAGAGGCUCAUCUUUGCCGGUAAGCAGCUGGAGGAUGGACGCACGCUAGCUGACUACAACAUUCAGAAAGAGUCUACGCUGCAUCUUGUGCUUCGACUCAGAGGUGGCAUGCAGAUUUUUGUGAAGACCCUCACUGGCAAAACCAUCACUUUGGAGGUGGAGAGCUCUGACACGAUCGAUAACGUCAAGGCAAAGAUUCAGGACAAAGAGGGUAUCCCACCAGACCAACAAAGACUUAUCUUCGCCGGGAAGCAGCUAGAAGACGGACGUACUCUUGCGGAUUACAACAUUCAGAAAGAGUCUACGCUGCAUCUUGUGCUUCGUCUCCGUGGUGGUAUGCAGAUUUUUGUUAAGACCCUCACCGGCAAAACCAUCACUUUGGAGGUUGAGAGCUCAGACACAAUCGAUAAUGUCAAGGCUAAGAUUCAGGACAAGGAAGGGAUCCCACCAGAUCAGCAGAGACUCAUCUUCGCCGGUAAGCAGCUUGAGGAUGGUCGCACGCUUGCUGACUACAAUAUCCAAAAGGAGUCGACUCUUCACUUGGUUCUUCGUCUUCGUGGUGGAAGCUUCUGAGCUUUUAUGUGAUCUUUGUGGUCAAAAGUGGUGUUCUUUGAGCUUCGUUAAUGCACUUGGGAGGUGAUCUCUGUUUGCUUCUGCAAAAAUGGAUUAUCUGUUUCGUCAUGUUUUUCAUGUUCUGUUUUCUUUAUUUUCUUUUCGUUGUGAACCUUUUGGUUGGGCUCUUAAUGGCCCCUUUAUGUUUUAAGUCUAAAUAAUAAUCCAAGUGCUUGCGAACCCAAGAAA